This is a messenger RNA of Brassica napus (rape), 1480 nucleotides long. Its product is annotated as DNA repair protein RAD51 homolog 2. The record is from RefSeq and is a predicted model, not a curated record. NCBI's taxonomy places the organism in Eukaryota, Viridiplantae, Streptophyta, Magnoliopsida, Brassicales, Brassicaceae. Gene Ontology annotation, biological process: double-strand break repair via homologous recombination. The coding region runs from base 134 to 1249 and encodes 371 amino acids. The transcript is spliced from 12 exons. Gene Ontology annotation, cellular component: replication fork; Rad51B-Rad51C-Rad51D-XRCC2 complex. Gene Ontology annotation, molecular function: ATP-dependent DNA damage sensor activity; four-way junction DNA binding; ATP hydrolysis activity.
UAAUACAAAUUUUUAUUGUCAGGCCCAAAAGUAGUUAGUAAGAGUACAUAUUUGUAAAUGGGCCAGAUAAAGAGGCUUCUCUAAUCUCCUCCACCCGAAGAAACUAUUCCGACGACUGAGACUGAGAUAGAAGAUGGCGAACAAGCUCAUCGGAGAAAUAGACCUUCACAAGAGAAUUUCAAACAUUUUCGCCGCGCGAAACAUCAUCACCGCCAAGGAUGCAUUGUCUAUGACGGAGUUUGAGUUGAUGGAGCUUCUAGACGUUGGAAUGAAGGAGAUACAAUCAGCUGUUAGACUCAUCAGCGAAGCUGCCUCUCCUCCAUGUCAAUCCGCUCGAUCUUUGCUGGAGCAGAAGGUCGAAAACGAGUAUCUAUUGGGGCAUCUUCCUACCCAUUUGAAGGGGUUGGACUCAGCCUUGUGUGGUGGCAUACCCUUUGGUGUUCUUACUGAGUUGGUAGGCCCACCUGGUAUUGGUAAAUCACAGUUUUGCAUGAAGCUUGCUCUAUCAGCUUCGUUUCCUAAAGCUUAUGGAGGUUUAGAUGGUCGUGUGAUCUACAUAGACGUUGAGUCCAAGUUUAGUUCAAGAAGGGUGAUAGAGAUGGGAUUGAAGAGCUUCCCUGAAGUGUUUCACCUUAAAGGAAUGGCACAAGAGAUGGCAGGAAGAAUCCUUGUGUUGCGGCCAACAUCUUUAUCCGACUUUACUGAAAGUAUACAAGAACUCAAGGAAUCGAUUCUUAAAAACCAAGUGAAGCUGCUAGUGAUUGAUAGUAUGACAGCUCUUCUUUUAGGAGAAAACAAACCUGGAGCUCAGAGACAGCAACAUCAGUUGGGUUGGCAUAUUUCUUUCUUAAAAUCGCUUGCUGAGUUUGCACGGAUUCCUAUAGUGGUGACUAAUCAAGUUAGAUCUCAAAACCGAGAUGAGACUAGUCAGUAUUCGUUCCAAGCUAAACUGAAAGAUGGAUUUGAAGAACACACAAGGACGUAUGAUUCUCACCUCGUUGCUGCUUUAGGGAUCAACUGGGCUCAUGCUGUAAACAUCCGGUUGGUUCUUGAAUCCAAGUCCGGUCAGAGAAUCAUCAAGGUUGCAAAAUCUCCUAUGUCACCUCCUCUAGCGUUCCCGUUCCAUAUAACUUCAGCUGGAAUCUCAUUGCUGAGCGACGACGGGACUGAGCUGAAAGGCCCAGGAAUCAACAACAUUCAUGCUCGAGGGCACAGCGACGUGAUUAACUUUAACGGGGACUGCUCGUAAUGGAAUAAAGCAAGGGCGAAUCAAAGGCGUGGUGAUACAAAAACCAAUAGUAGUAGGUCAUUAGUUCAAUUAAACUUUCUUAGGAAAAGCUAAUGUUUUAGACAGUUUAACCGGCACUGCUUUCACAAUAUUACAGUCUAUUUAUUAUUUGAUAAAGAGUUGUCCUGUAUUUUUUUUAUAUAUACGUUGUCAGUAUCCAAAUACUUAAUACUAAGAUUAUAACAAAGUAAA